Penicillium canescens is the source of this 879-nucleotide messenger RNA. RefSeq lists its product as uncharacterized. Lineage: Eukaryota; Fungi; Ascomycota; Eurotiomycetes; Eurotiales; Aspergillaceae. The transcript is spliced from 4 exons. The coding region runs from base 1 to 879 and encodes 292 amino acids. The record is from RefSeq and is a predicted model, not a curated record.
AUGACACGCGUUCUCGAGGAACCGAGGAUUCGGGAACACAAUGUUCGUCUUUACGAUAACAAUGGAACUCUCCUUGCUUCUUUGCAAAUCAACCCCCUCCAGAGACAUCUAACGCACGAGAUGCUGUACCGGUACUGCAGUAUGAUCUUCAUCAUUCCUGGUCACCAAACAUGGGCAAUCUUUCCUAUCCUCCACGAUGAAUCACCAGGCCGUGUCCUUCGUUCGGACCGCCAAACCCCCAUCAAGCCAGGCAAUUACCUAGUUCUCGAUGAUGGCAAGCAUGCUAAAUCUCGAGCAAUCGCACUUCCGGAAAAGUCUGUGCGACAGAGACUCCAUUUGCGCAAUCACCAAUUCCGAACCUCUGGGGGAGAUUCCCAAAAUCCAUACAGUGGUCUUCACGCCUCCCACAUUUUCCCUACAAGCCAGAUCGCACAAUGGGAACGGGAAAACUACCAACGAUAUAUCACCGACCCCAGUCCUGCCUCUAAGAUUGGAAGCAGCAAGCUGUACUCUCCUCAAAACGGCCUACUUCUUGGACCCGAAGCCCAUGAAGCGUUCGAUAAAUUCAAAGUCGGAGUCGAUCCAGAUGCAGGUUAUAAGAUUAUCAUUUUUGGGAAAGACUCGAAAGGACUGGGAGGCACACGCCUUAGAGACUCUGCUAGAGAUGGAACAGACCAAAAAAACGGCGUUAGUGCGAAUCUACUACGAUGGCAUCUAAGGAUGUGUGUCUACCGCAAUAUGAAAGCAAACGCUGAGCCGCAGCCCCUAUGGGACGAAGACUUAGGCGAGGAUAACAUGGGUCAGAUUCUCGAACAACAUGAUGCGGCCGAGAGGAUGGAAGUGGAGCUGUUCACGCGCCUCGGGAGUUUCGUGGCUUAG